Molecule: messenger RNA, 2195 nt
Organism: Pogona vitticeps (central bearded dragon)
Lineage: Eukaryota; Metazoa; Chordata; Lepidosauria; Squamata; Agamidae
Gene: AGFG1
Product: ArfGAP with FG repeats 1
Biological process (GO): acrosome assembly; spermatid nucleus differentiation; intermediate filament organization
Cellular component (GO): cytoplasmic vesicle; membrane; cytoplasm
Molecular function (GO): GTPase activator activity
Source: RefSeq, a predicted model, not a curated record
UGUCGCGCAGAUUCCGCCUCAGCGAGUCAUUGAGCUCGUCCGGGGGCCCGGCGUUGUCGGGCACGCGCGCCUCUUCCACCGCCGCCCUCCCCCUCCCCUUUCCUCCUUGUUCGGCGGUUGGGCUGUGUGCGUGCCCGCGCGCGCCUGUGCGCGCGCAGUGGAGAGGCACCAGCCGCGGCCUUGCUCUUUCCCUCUCUCCUUUUUCCCUUUCCCCUGCUGAGCCCCGAGCGGGACAGUCUCGGCCUCCCCUUCGUCGCCGCUUUCGUCUCCCUCCGGCUUCUCUCUCCGGGUUAGGUGGAAGCGGGCCCGGGGACCGGUUCCCCCCCCUCCCCAACACACACACAGACACAGACACUUCGCGCCCCGGCGGAGACCAUGGCGGCGAGCGCCAAGCGGAAGCAAGAGGAGAAGCACCUGAAACUGCUGAGGGAGAUGAGCAGCCUCCCGCCCAACCGCAAGUGCUUCGACUGUGACCAGCGCGGCCCCACCUACACCGACAUGACGGUGGGCAGCUUCGUGUGUACCUCCUGCUCCGGCAUCCUGCGAGGUUUAAAUCCACCUCACAGAGUGAAGUCCAUUUCCAUGACCACGUUUACACAGCAGGAAAUAGAAUUUCUUCAGAAGCAUGGGAAUGAAGUAUGUAAACAAAUUUGGCUAGGAUUAUUUGAUGAUAGAUCAUCAGCAAUUCCAGACUUCAGGGAUCCACAAAAGGUCAAGGAAUUUCUACAAGAAAAAUACGAAAAGAAAAGAUGGUAUGUUCCACCAGAACAAGCAAAAGUUGUGGCAUCUGUCCAUGCAUCUAUAUCUGGAUCUUCAGCUAGUAGUACAAGCAGUACACCAGAAGUCAAGCCACUUAAAUCUCUCCUGGGAGAGUCUACACCAGCACUGCACUUAAACAAGAGUACUCCAUCUCAAUCUCCUGUUGUAAUUCGGUCUCAAGGACAGUCACAAGAAAAGAAACAGUUUGAUCUUCUCAGUGACCUUGGUUCGGACAUAUUUGCUGCCCCUGCUCCUCAGUCUUCAGUUACAGCAAAUUUUGCAAAUUUUGCACAUUUCAACAGUCAUACAGCGCAGAACUCUGCAAAUGCAGGUUUUGCAAACUUUGAUGCAUUUGGACAGUCUAGUGGUUCGAGUAAUUUUGGUGGUUUCCCCACAGCAAGUCAGUCUGCUUUUCAGCACCAAAAUACAGCGUUCAGAACGCUUUCAUCUAGCUGCAGUUUUGGUGAAUUUACUACUUCUGCUUUCCCUCUCCAGGCUAUGCGCAGUGGAAGCGCUGGAUCAAUGAAUGCUAACUUUGCACAUUUUGAUAACUUCCCCAAAUCCUCCAGUGCUGAUUUUGGAGCCUUCAGUGCUUCUCAGAGCAACACAACUGCAGCCAGUAAAACUGCAGUGAAUAAACCGAAUCUCCAGUCAGCAGAUAAAUAUGCAGCUCUUGCUAAUUUAGAUAAUAUCUUCAGCACAGGGCAAGGUGGUAGUGAGCAGGGAAGUGGCUUUUCUGCCAGUCCGGCACCAGCAGGUCCUACCGUGUCAGCCCCAAAUCAGACAAGUACAUCUUCAGACAAGUAUGCAGCUCUAGCAGAAUUAGACAGUGUGUUCAGCUCCACAGCAACCUCUAGUAAUGCAUAUACUUCCACCAGUAAUGUUAGCAGCAAUGCUUUUGGAACAGUGCCAGUGGGUGCUAAUACACAUACACAGCCUGCAUCAUCAAAUGUUCCUGGUCAAUAUGGAGCAGCAUCGUCCACAAAUCCUUUCGUGGCUGCCCCUGUAGCUGCCAUAGCUCCUUCAACGAAUCCAUUCCAAACCAAUAACAGAGGACCAUCAGGCCUUUCAGGAGCAAUGCAUUCUCACAUGUUUCCUCAGGCUCACUUUGCAGCGACAUUUGGCACAGCAUCCAUGAGUAUGCCUGCAGGAUUUGGAACAACUGCCUCAUAUAGUCUUCCUACUAGCUUUAGUGGCAACUUCCAACAGCCUUCAUUUCCACCCCAGGCAGCCUUUCCUCAGGCGGCUUUCACCCAGCAAGCUAAUGGUGCAGGAUUUGCUGCAUUUGGACAGGCAAAACCAGUAGUAACUCCAUUUGGGCAAGUUACAGCUGUUGGAGUAUCUAGUAAUCCUUUUAUGGCUGGUGCACCAGCAGGGCAAUAUCCAACAGGAAGCUCAUCAACCAAUCCUUUCUUAUAGCCUUAUAGACACUUUAU